Messenger RNA from Empidonax traillii (willow flycatcher), 921 nucleotides. RefSeq names its product signal transducer and transcription activator 6-like. The transcript has 3 exons. The annotation marks the transcript as partial. Gene Ontology annotation, biological process: regulation of DNA-templated transcription; signal transduction. Lineage: Eukaryota; Metazoa; Chordata; Aves; Passeriformes; Tyrannidae. The record is from RefSeq and is a predicted model, not a curated record.
GCCCCAGACACAAAUCUGGGGCAGGGAUCUGGCGUUUGCCCAAACCUCCUCCUCCUCCUCCAUCCCUCCGACCCGGUGACGGGUCAGGCGCUGCCACUGCCACGACACCAAAUCCCUUCUCUCGCUUCAGUCCAAGGUGGGUGAAGAAAGGGAACAGAAAAAAACCUUUCCCCACCAAAAAAAAACCCUCUCACUCAUCAGUCACCCCGGCCUCUCAUUUCACCAGGCCGUUCCCAUGCACACAGCGGGGAUCUGCAAGAGGAAAACCGAGACCCCCCCUCAUUUCCCUGCUUUUAAAGGGAUAAACAGCCCCGAGCGUCCAGGCGUUGCGAGGAACUUCGCCACGGCCGCCGGUUCCCGGCUGGAUCAGCUGCCAGCGCAGAGCGCGGGCGCUGCCAAGAGCGGCCCCUCGCACAUUCCCAGCCCGGCCAUGGAGCUGACGAGCUCAAGUAUUUACUGAAUAGAUCAAUAAGGGCCGGGAACGCGACGUGCACGGCUUGGGAAAGAGCCGCUGGCAGGGGAGCUGGACACGCGGAAUGGGGGAGCUGGAUGCGCGGAUGGGGGGAGGCUGGACGGGCAGACACACGGACAGAUGGACGGACAGCCCGGUCCGUCGCCGGGUGACUGUUCCCAAGAUGUCCCUCUGGAAUGUCGUGUCCCACAUGCCUCAGGAGGAGUUCAGCAGCCUCUCCACGGAGUUCCCCCGGAGCCUGCGCUGCCUCCUGGCCGACUGGCUGGAGAACCAGCCCUGGGAGUUCCUCAAUGGCUCGGACGCCUUCUGCACCAGCAUGGCCAGCAGGUUGUUCUCGGCCCUGCUGGAGAAGCUCCGCAGCGCUGCCGGGCCUGAGGGGCAGCAGUGCCAGGUCCUCCAGCAAGUCAACAGCCUCGAGGUGUGCGGGGACCUGUGGCCAUGCCGAGCUU